CCGCGCCGCAGUGUCCGCUCGACCGGCCGGCAGGCACGGCAGCACGGCAGGCAGGGCAGACCCUCGCCGUCGAGUCUCACGGCCUCCUCCUUCCUCCUCGAGCCCGUCAACAUGGGGGCCAUCUUCAUCGACGCCGAGCACUACGUCAAGGGCUCCCUGGACCGGGGACGUCCGCCAAGGGCGCCAAGGACACGGAGACGCCCGUUUCGAAUUUGGCGCCGCUGCCCGCGUCGUCCUGCCGACACAAGGCGACCCGAAGCAGCGGUCCAGGAAUGAACGUCUCCCAGUGGCUCAAGGGCUUCCUGUUGACGGAGGGGCACUGUCUGGAGAGUGCGGGUUACUUGAAACGCGCCAGCACAGAUCAGCUACAGGAUAUCUUCAACAAGUAUGCGUCCGAAGAAGUUGAUGGGGUCAAGUAUAUGCGAGCUGGUGACUUUAUUCAGCGGUUCUUAGGCUUCAUCCCUGAUAAGGACUUCAACGAAGAAUCUGUUAAAUUAUUAGGUGGCAUUGUUGAUACCAGCAAAGAUGGACUCAUAUCAUUCCCGGAAUUCCAAGCCUUCGAGGGGCUUUUGUGUGUCCCUGAUGCUUUGUACAAAACUGCCUUCCAACUAUUUGAUACAAAUGGAAAUGGAAUGGUCUCAUUUGAUGAAUUUGUCGAAGUGGUUCGUAAAACAACCCUUCAUCAGCGCAUGCCAUUCAACUUUGAUGGAAAUUUCAUUAAGCUCUACUUUGGAAAAGACAAGAAGAGACUCAUCUCUUAUUCUGAAUUCAGUCAAUUUCUUCAUGAUUUCCAUGAGGUAUAUGCUAUGGAAGCUUUCCGAAAAUCUGACAAGGAUGGUUCUGGAUUCAUCUCAGCAAUGGACUUCCAAGAUAUUAUGGUGUCUAUCAAGAGCCAUUUGCUCACAAAGGAUGUCAAGGCCAACCUUGUUGCUGCUGCAUCCGGAGGAUCUGGUGGACACCGGGUGAGCUUCCCCUAUUUCAUGGCCUUUAACUCUCUUCUCAACAACAUGGAACUUAUCAAACGUAUCUACCUCAAUGCAACAAAUGGAAACCGAAACCAAGAAGUGACCAAAGAGGAAUUCCUUCAUUCGGCUCAAAUGAUGUCGCAAAUCACUCCCCUCGAGGUUGACAUUCUCUUUGUCCUUUGCCAUCUGCUUCAUCAGACAAGCCGUAUAGUUUACAGCGACCUUCAGUCAAUUGCACCUGAACAAUACUUCAAGCAAAUCACAAAUCGUUUAGCAGAGAUCAAGGCUGUUUCAAGCCCUGAAGAGCGAGGAGCAGUUACCCAAGUUUUGGAGAGUGCCUAUCGUUUUACACUGGGAUCUAUUGCUGGAGCGGUUGGAGCUACUGCUGUUUACCCUAUUGAUUUAGUAAAAACUAGAAUGCAAAAUCAGAGAUCAGGUUCUUUUGUUGGGGAGUUGAUGUAUAGAAACUCAAUUGAUUGUUUCAAGAAAGUCAUACGUCAUGAGGGUGUAACUGGACUCUAUAGGGGUCUUGUCCCCCAGCUUAUGGGAGUGGCUCCAGAAAAAGCUAUUAAGCUCACGGUAAAUGACUUAGUGCGAGACAAAUUCACUGAUAAAAAAGGCAACAUUCCACUUUGGGGAGAGAUUCUGUCAGGUGGUUGUGCUGGAGGAUCCCAGGUAAUUUUCACAAAUCCUCUUGAAAUUGUGAAAAUCCGUCUGCAAGUGGCUGGAGAGAUAGCCAAUUCAACAAGAUUGAGUGCUUGGUCGGUGGUCAGGGAGCUGGGCUUCUUUGGAUUAUACAAGGGUUCUAAAGCAUGUUUUUUGAGAGACAUCCCAUUCAGUGCUAUCUACUUCCCUGCUUAUGCACAUGUUAAAGCCAAGCUUGCUGAUGAAAAUGGUUACAACCACCCCCUCACUCUACUUCUUGCUGGUGCUAUAGCAGGCAUACCUGCAGCAUCUCUUGUUACACCAGCUGAUGUCAUAAAAACUCGUCUCCAGGUGGUGGCGAGGCAGGGCCAGACCACUUACAAUGGUGUGAUUGAUGCAUUUGGCAAAAUCAUGAAAGAAGAAGGCCCUAGAGCUUUCUGGAAGGGAUCAGUGGCACGAGUGUGUCGUUCAUCCCCUCAGUUUGGUGUGACAUUGCUCACCUAUGAAAUUCUCCAAAGAUUAUUCUAUGUUGAUUUUGGUGGCACGCGACCUGCUGGCUCUGAACUCAAUGUGCCUGCCGUAGGAAUUGCAGAUGAAGUUAAAUCAACUAAUCCUGACCAUGUUGGAGGAUAUCAAGUUGCUCUCCCAAUAUUCCAGGGCAUUGAGAGCAAGUUUGGCCUUUGUUUACCAAAGUUCCGAACGGGUUACAUCCCUGUUAAACCAUCUUCAUAGUUUCUUUAAUGUUAAUGUGCCACUGGAUAUUUAUAAAGUGAGGCCAAAAUUUUAAAGCUUUGAAGGUUGUGAUGUUGCCCACUGUUUAAGCCUGUGAUGCAGGGUAUUGUUUUGCUUUGGAGAGAAAUGAACGAGUAAUUUACAAAACUGCUGAUAAAGGAAAAAAGUGUAUUUGACAUCAGUCUGUGUGCCUGUUUAAGUAUUCCUAAUCUCACUAUACAGAGUCAUAGGUGAAUUGUAUUUUCUUCCCCUUUCUCAUUUUUUAUGAUCAAGCAAUAUCCUGUUAAUACUAUGUCAUUGUUUGCAUUCUGUAUGAACAAAGUGACUCCUUGUAUAUCAUGUCUGUUAAAGUUACAUUUAAAAAGUUUAUAUGAAAAACACAACAAACAAUGAUGUUUGGAAAAAAAAGUGAAACCAGGUUCCUUAAAGGAUAUUAUCGAUUCUUGUUGAAUUAUUUGUUUUUAAUGUAUUGGUUACAUGUAUUUGCACCAAUGGUCGUGCUACAAUGCCCAUUUCACCUUAAAGUGUGAAUAAUCUUUAUUUUGUUUCUCUUAAGUUCAGAUGUCCGUACCAUGUCAAAUUUUUACUUAUCUUUCUUACAAAUACUGCUCUUUCGAUAAAGAUGCACUGACCCAAGUAAAAUUUAAGUAUUGUGGUGAUUAUUUGCUACAAUAUGAUUGUUUUGUAUUUUGUAAUCUAGUUUGUAAUUCAUCUCCAGAAACAUUUGAGAUUUGUUGUUCUUUGUUAGAAUUCAUAUUGCUGUAGGCAUUUCGUCCAAUGCAAUGAGCCUUGCAUAUAAAUAAAAAGGCCGCCAAAUUGUAAUUUUACCAAAUUGUAAUUUUACCAAAUUACAAUAUUUUAUAAUUAGCUACAUAAUAUUGUGGGAUGGUAGUCUUUUCAAGUGGAGCUAUUGUGUUCCUAUUUUUAACACAACAAUUUAUUUAUAGGGAUAAACUGUAUCUGGGCCUCAGGAUGUAAUGCCAUUUACCUCAGGGUUUUAUCAGUCACAUUAGUGUAGCUAGUAAGUCCUGUUCUUUGUGAUAUUUCAUACUUUUUUUUUUUUUUACCGGAGGAUGGAUUUUUGACAGAUAUAAUUGUGAUUUACUAGUUCUUGUGGGGAGUUUGAACAUGUUCCAUCGCAAGUUUGCUGUAAUGUGGUAAAAAGAGUGAAAAUCACUGAGGUUCAGGGACCUAGGAACCUUUCAUCCAUUGCUUUUGUCAGUCACAUCUUCCUCUUUUUAAACUUUGAUGGCAAAGGAAACUCACCGGCUUCUUUAUGCUUCACAUGUUCUUGGCCAUUGACAAAAAUUCAUUCAAUUGACUUGUAGUGUGAAGAGAGAGUUGUUGAAGUUGAAAUACUCAAGUAUCUUUCGUUUCAUAAUGUUUGGAGAUUCUAUUAUUUUCUUGUUAUUUAUUAUUUCUGACUGUGUUAAAUGUUGGAUUAUCUGGAUUGGAAGUGAUUGGGUUCUAUGCAUUUGAAAAUAUUCCUUAGAAUGUUAUUACAUUUGCAAGUGUGCGCCUGUUCUCCAAGUAUAUUGCAUUUCAGAAAAAUUCUCUGCAGCUGCUUCUUAAUUUUGUUACAUGAGGUCGUAAUUAUUUUUGUCUUGUUGAGAUGCAUGACCCCAUGAUUGUACAAUGCACUGCACUCCUCAGCCAUUGCUAUUCAAGCAAAUAUUGAGAUUCUCAUUUUGCAUUGUUGUCCCAUUUACUUAAGUUACCUAUCUGUGCAGAUUUUUCUGACAUGGUAUUGUACUUGGCUCUUCAUGUUUCUAUUGUCUGUAUUGAUGUAGGCUUUGCUCCUUCAUACAACCCAAGGAAGAUAUUCUACAUUAUUUUUUCAGUUUAUUUUCUGAUAGUAAAUUUAUUGCUUCUGA
Molecule: messenger RNA, 4216 nt
Organism: Thrips palmi
Lineage: Eukaryota; Metazoa; Arthropoda; Insecta; Thysanoptera; Thripidae
Gene: aralar1
Product: calcium-binding mitochondrial carrier protein Aralar1
Exons: 19
Coding region: 273-2342 (689 amino acids)
Biological process (GO): malate-aspartate shuttle; aspartate transmembrane transport; L-glutamate transmembrane transport
Molecular function (GO): L-aspartate transmembrane transporter activity; L-glutamate transmembrane transporter activity; calcium ion binding
Source: RefSeq, a predicted model, not a curated record